UGCCUUCAGUUCUGCUUUAUCAUAAGCACUAAUCCAUAUAUGUCGCUGCAGCCUUUACGCACGGUCAACGUGCGUAACUGGUGGCAGACGGGAGACAGCAGCGCAAACAUGCAAUCUUCAUUAUUAGCAAUGGGACGCAGCUUUGGGGUACCCACUCCAGUUUCCUCCGCCUGGAAAUCAGGGUAUCCACAGCUGUCUAACUGGUCCGUGCAAGACAGAGAUAACGGAACGCCUCUUGGUGAGCUGGAAACGUUCGACAACCGGCGUGCGCAAUAUGGACAGUUUUCUCAAACAACAUCUGUAUUUUUGACCGUGCUUAUGACACUCUUAGUCUUCGCAACAGUUCUUGGCAAUGCGCUUGUCAUUUUGGCCUUUGUAGUAGAAAAAAGUUUGCGCACCCAAGGCAACUUUUUCUUUUUAAAUUUGGCCAUAGCGGAUUUUCUGGUCGGAGGGUUUUGCAUCCCAGUGUACAUUCCCUAUGUAUUGACGGGGGAAUGGAGACUAGGCAGAGGUCUCUGUAAACUCUGGCUGGUGGUGGAUUACAUGCUAUGCACAGCCUCGGUCUUUAACAUCGUUCUCAUCAGCUUCGACAGGUUUCUGUCCGUCACAAGAGCGGUUAGUUACCGCUGCCAAAAAGGCGUAACUCGUGAGGCUGUUUUGAAGAUGCUGUGCGUUUGGCUCGCAGCUUUCCUGCUCUACGGGCCAGCGAUUAUCAGCUGGGAGCAUAUCGCCGGACGAAGCGUGGUACCAAACGGAGAGUGCUAUGCAGAGUUCUAUUUCAACUGGUACUUUCUGAUGACUGCUUCCACUGUUGAGUUUUUCACGCCUUUCAUAAGUGUCACAUAUUUCAACCUUAGCAUUUACAUCAACAUUCGCAACCGGUGUGUAGUGAGAGAGGAGCAGUCGACCUGUGUGCGCGUCCGGAGUUGUGAGGUGAAGCCGUUCGGAGCGCCGGACGUGCAACGCGUUUUCUUCGUAAGGCCAGCCGAAGCAAGCAGCGUUGUAGAUAUACAUUCAAGAUCUAAGUGCUGUCGAUUAUCCAACGGCAAAAUUUCAUCAACUGAGGCAGACAACCCCGGCCGGCUGAACCGAAGGAUCAGCGCUAUACCGGACCUUUCACCGCUGCAGGUUGGGGACAUAGUGCAUACCACCAACGAGACACGAUUACACUACGCGGAUCAUCCGUGUGGCGUGCAUCGAAACCGUCACGACAUGUCCACCACCCUGGCCAACCGCUUUCGCCUUUCCAGGGACAAGAAAGUAGCAAAGUCUCUGGCGGUAAUAGUCUGCGUGUUUGGUCUGUGCUGGGCCCCAUACACACUGCUAAUGAUAAUCCGCGCGGCAUGUCACGGACAGUGCGUACAGCACUAUUUGUACGAGAUAUCAUUUUGGCUUCUGUGGGUUAACUCCUCCAUCAAUCCUGUCCUGUAUCCUCUAUGCCACACCAGCUUCAGAAGAGCGUUCAGCAAAUUACUCUGCCCGAGUAAAAUAAAAAUCCAACCCCAUUACGUGGAUCAAAAAUACUAACAGGCAGUCAAACAAGACGGAGCUCUGUGAGGUGUUCAUUUUUGACUUUUGCGCAACGAUGUUUACUUAUCUCUUCUCAGUAUUUGAUUUGUGGAAACGCUGUUUAUUUUCGUCAGUUUUGUGAACUUGAAAAACAGUCGUAAAAUGUAAUCUUUGACUUUGUGUACGUUUAACAUGUUUUUUUUUCUUUCUUAUAUCUCGUCAAAUGUUACCGCGUCCUUCUGUCUUGUAGCCUGGCAAAUUGAUACACAGUUUCCAGAAAAUGUGUAUUUUCUCAACUAAUUUUAAGAAAGGUGGUGAGUGUUUAUAUGACGAUAUAAAGUCUUUAGGAUCAAA
This is a messenger RNA of Electrophorus electricus (electric eel), 1863 nucleotides long. It is a transcript of the gene hrh3, whose product is annotated as histamine receptor H3. The record is from RefSeq and is a predicted model, not a curated record. Gene Ontology annotation, molecular function: G protein-coupled serotonin receptor activity; histamine receptor activity; G protein-coupled acetylcholine receptor activity. Gene Ontology annotation, cellular component: dendrite; plasma membrane; synapse. Lineage: Eukaryota; Metazoa; Chordata; Actinopteri; Gymnotiformes; Gymnotidae. Gene Ontology annotation, biological process: adenylate cyclase-inhibiting G protein-coupled acetylcholine receptor signaling pathway; G protein-coupled receptor signaling pathway, coupled to cyclic nucleotide second messenger; chemical synaptic transmission.